Messenger RNA from Sorex fumeus (smoky shrew), 2502 nucleotides. RefSeq names its product tubulin folding cofactor E like (gene TBCEL). The transcript has 8 exons. Bases 147 to 1421 code for a protein of 424 amino acids. Gene Ontology annotation, biological process: protein folding. Lineage: Eukaryota; Metazoa; Chordata; Mammalia; Eulipotyphla; Soricidae. Gene Ontology annotation, molecular function: alpha-tubulin binding. The record is from RefSeq and is a predicted model, not a curated record.
GCUGCUUCCGGGUCAAUGGAGGACAGCGGGCUCGGGCGGCCCGCGCGGGGGACGCGGUGAAGCCCAGCGGCCCGGGGCGGCCGGGACCAGCCCGAGGAGCCGCCGCCGCCGCCGCCGCGCCCCGGCUCCGGGCAGGGGAGAAGAAGAUGGAUCGACCUGCUGGAAGGAGUUUUAUGCAAGUAUUAUGUGAAAAAUAUAGUCCUGAGAACUUUCCUUACCGCCGCGGUCCUGGAAUGGGAGUCCAUGUCCCAGCCACACCUCAGGGCUCGCCAAUGAAAGAUCGCCUCAACCUCCCAAGCGUGCUGGUAUUGAACAGCUGCGGAAUAACCUGUGCCGGGGACGAGAAAGAAAUCGCCGCCUUCUGCGCGCACGUGUCAGAGCUCGAUCUCUCUGACAACAAACUGGAAGACUGGCAGGAGGUCAGUAAAAUUGUGUCAAAUGUUCCCCAGUUGGAGUUUCUAAACCUGAGUUCCAACCCUCUGAAUUUGUCGGUUUUAGAAAGAACAUGUGCCGGGUCCUUCUCUGGGGUUCGCAAACUUGUUCUCAACAACAGCAAAGCUUCUUGGGAGACAGUCCACACGAUACUGCAGGAGUUACCAGAUUUGGAGGAGCUCUUCCUGUGCCUUAAUGACUACGAAACAGUGUCUUGUCCUUCUAUUUGCUGUCACUCUCUUAAGCUGCUCCACAUAACAGACAACAACCUCCAAGACUGGACUGAGAUCCGGAAGCUGGGCGCUAUGUUCCCUUCCCUUGACACCCUGGUUCUGGCCAACAACCACGUGAGCGCCAUCGAGGAGCCUGACGACUCGCUGGCCAGGCUCUUCCCCAACCUGCGCUCCAUCAGCCUGCACAAGUCAGGUUUGCAAUCCUGGGAAGACAUUGACAAGCUAAAUUCAUUCCCCAAGCUUGAAGAAGUGCGAUUGUUAGGAAUCCCACUUCUGCAGCCAUAUUCCACUGAGGAGCGGCGGAAGUUGGUGAUCGCCAGGUUGCCCUCUGUUUCCAAACUCAACGGCAGUGUUGUGAGUGAUGGCGAGCGGGAAGAUUCCGAGAGAUUCUUCAUCCGUUACUACGUCGAUGUUCCACAGGAAGACGUUCCGUUCAGGUAUCAUGAACUGAUCACAAAAUAUGGAAAGUUGGAGCCUUUGGCAGAAGUGGACCUCAGACCGCAGAGCAGCGCGAAAGUCCAGGUCCACUUUAACAAUCAGGUGGAGGAAGUGAGCAUUCGUCUGGACCAAACAGUUGCAGAACUCAAGAAGCAACUGAAGACUCUCGUGCAGUUACCCACAAGCAACAUGCUCCUCUACUAUUUCGACCACGAAGCGCCCUUCGGGCCUGAGGAGAUGAAGUACAGCUCUCGGGCUCUGCAUUCCUUUGGCAUUAGGGAUGGAGACAAGAUCUACGUGGAGUCCAAAACAAAAUGACCUCUUCCAGCGCGGACACAGGAGGACUUCCCGCAGGGCGCUUGUUUCUAAUGUGCUUUUCUUUAGGAGAGGGAGAAGGUUGAUUUUGUUUCGUUUUGUUUAGGUUUAUGAGGGGAGGGGGGUGUUUGUAUAUUUUUUUCCCUGAAAAACGGGAAGGGGGCUGUUUUUGGUAUUUUUUACCACCAGUUUCUCCCACUGCGCCAGCAGACCGGGCCCCAUCUACAGCCUGUGAGCCCUCCGUCUGGGACGGCUCGGGAAUCUCCGACGUUCUGCAGUGUCCCUGGGUCCGUCUGCUGCUGGCUUGGCACUUCCGCUGUGGUCAAGCUGCCGGGCACAAGUGUCCCCCUUGAGGGUGUCAGGAGGCGCCCCCCCCCCCCGAACCUGAGUCUUUCCAGGCAGGGUCCACCCCCUCCCCCAGCUCUUUCUCCCCUCCCCCUCUUUCCUUGCUGUGGUUUAAUUUUCCCGUGUCCGCAUGUUUACGUAGUAGUUAAACUCUCUCCAUAAUUCAUUGUGGGUGAUUAUUUUUUUCUUCCUGUCUCCCUUCAGAAAUAAUUUUUUUUUUUUUUUUUACUGUUUUAGGCAUUUUUCAACCUGAUUCUGAUCUCAGGUACUCAGUCAGAACCCAGGCCCUGUCGGGGUCUUGAGGACGUGUAGAGGGGGCGAACCUCGGGUGAGCCCUGCCCUUCCUCGGGAAGUGCAGGCCGGGCAGCCUCGCACCCCUGCCCUGGCACGGUGUACCCACCACGACCUCCGGAAUGCGGGCAGCGUCUGAUCCCAGAAUGCUUUUCCUUUUGCUUAUUGAAUGUAUUUCCACAGUCGAUCCUUCUCGUUAUGUUAAGCCUGACUUUCGGAAGCGCCCGGUGGAGUGGUGGACACGUGGACACGCGUCCAGGAGCGUGAGAAUUAGCUGAUGGGCUCUCGGGAGCGUGGGGGAUGGCUCGUGCAGCUGUGUUGUCUCGAAGCCCUGGCUCUUGCACUUUGCAUUGAACGUGGGAAGUUUGAAUUCAGGGGAAUUUGAGUCCCCGUUCUUUCCUGGGAUGUGGUGACGUGGUAAUGGUUUGGUUUGACGUUUUUAUUUAGA